Molecule: messenger RNA, 2566 nt
Organism: Corticium candelabrum
Lineage: Eukaryota; Metazoa; Porifera; Homoscleromorpha; Homosclerophorida; Plakinidae
Product: vacuolar protein sorting-associated protein 53 homolog
Exons: 24
Coding region: 20-2449 (809 amino acids)
Biological process (GO): retrograde transport, endosome to Golgi
Cellular component (GO): GARP complex
Source: RefSeq, a predicted model, not a curated record
CACACGUGAUCUUCAAGCAAUGGCGACACCUGCUGCUGAACAAGACGACGACAUCACGGAUGACGAAGCUUCUUUUCCUUUGACGUUUGCACCGGAAGUAGAAGAAGCUAUAGCUUCGGUUUUACCCAGCCAGGAUCCUCUCGAUAGUCCGGAUUUCAACCCUGUAGAUUACAUUAACCAACUGUUUCCAACAGAACAGUCUUUAGCGAACAUUGAUGAGAAGAUAUCAAGGAUGCGUGUAGCUAUCAGACGUUUAGAUAAUGAGAUAAGAGACGCUGUUCGAGGUCAGACUAAUGUAGGCCAUGAUGGUCGUCAGUCACUGGAAGAAGCCCAAAGAGCAAUUCAAGAAUUGUUUGUUCGGAUUAGAGACAUCAAAGCUAAAGCUAACAAAUCAGAACAGAUGGUAAAGGAAAUCACGCGUGACAUCAAGCAACUCGAUCAUGCUAAACGACAUCUUACCACAUCAAUCACGACAUUAAAUCAUCUGCACAUGCUUGUUGGAGGAGUAGAUACACUGAAAAACUUGAUCAGAAGACGUGAGUAUGGUGAAACUCAUCAGCUUCUACAAGGUGUUGUCAAUGUUGUGGAUCAUUUCAAGAAAUAUCUUGCUAUACCACAGAUACGACAACUUGCUGACGAAGUUCACGAGAUGCAACGCGAACUUGGUUCACAAAUAUUGUCUGAUUUUCGUGAUUUCUAUGAACGUCAGGGAAAAGCGCAUGUUCAAACUGAUCAGCUGGCAGACGCUUGUGCUGUUGUUCAAGUUCUUGAUGCACAAGUAAGACAGGAUCUUAUUCAAUGGUAUGUCGAGCUACAGUUAACUGAAUACAACGUUGUGUUUCAUGAAAGUGAAGAGGUUGCAUGGUUAGACAAAAUUGACAGACGAUAUACAUGGCUCAAACGCUUACUAAUCCAAUACAUAGACGAAGGGGCAAAAAUAUUUCCACCUUCAUGGGGAGUGGAUGAACGGAUCUGUGAAAGGUUUUGUGAAGUCACAAGAGUAGAGUUGUCUAAACUGAUGAAAAACAAAGCGGCACAGUUGGAAGUGAAGUUGCUUCUGUUUGCAAUACAAAAAACGACAUCGUUUGAAAAACUUCUGGCACAGCGAUUUGCCAACAGUGUACUGCAGACAGAGGACGAAGAGGAAGUAACAGAAGUGGAAGAGAACUCAGAAAAAGCUACUGAGCAGUCAGAGGAGCCGUCUUCACAGCAACCGGCCAAAAAGGACUCUCCAUUUUUAGGCAUGAUAUCUCGUUGUUUCGAACCUCAUCUUAAUGUCUACAUUGAAUCACAAGACAAAAACCUGGGAGAGUUGAUUGAUCGAUUUGUUCAAGACUACAAGAGCCAGGGUGCACCGACCGCAGUGGUAGAGGGAGGUGGUGUGGUCCUGCCGAGUUGCGCUGACUUGUUUAUAUUCUACAAGAAGUCGAUGGUUCAGUGCUCUCAGCUUAGCACCGGGUUGCCCCUACUUGAGUUAACAGCAGUCUUCAAGAAAUAUUUGAAAGAGUAUAGUGCAAGGCUACUUACAGCUAAUUUACCAAAAGCAACCAGUGGAGGUGGGCUUGGAGGUCUACUAAAGGAGUCUGAGGUAAAACUAAGUACCGAUGAAGUCGCAAGAUCAUGUUGCAUCCUCAGCACAGCAGAAUAUUGUCUAGAUACAACGCAGCAGCUGCAAGAAAAAUUGCAGGAAAAAGUCGAAGCACAGUACCGUGAACAGAUUGAUAUGAAUGCAGAAAUUGACAUGUUUCAUAGUAUAAUCUCCAGCAGCAUUCAAUUACUUGUUCAACAUCUUGAGACAGCGUGUGAACCAUCAUUCAAUGCAAUGGUGAAGGUUCACUGGCAGGGAGUUGAAACGGUUGGCGACCAAAGCCCAUAUGUGACACAAAUUGGGAGACAUGUGCUGGAAGCUGUUCCUGUCAUUCGUGAUAACUUGGCAUCAGCUCGCAAAUAUUUCACAAACUUUUGUCUGAAAUUUGUGAACUCAUUUAUACCCAAGUUUAUCAACCAGCUGUAUCGAUGUAAACCUGUAAGCCCUGUCGGUGCUGAGCAGUUGCUGCUUGAUACUCACUCAUUGAAGACAAUUUUGUUGGAGCUUCCAUCUGCAGGAGCAGUUGUAGUACGAAAAGCACCGCCAAGUUACAUUAAAAUUGUUGCAAAGGGACUUUCCAAGGCUGAAAUGAUUUUAAAGGUGGUUAUGGCUCCUCACGACCCAGCUGGUGCUUUUGUUGCCAAUUACUUGAGGCUGUUGGAGGACAUCGAUCAGAGUGAUUUCCAGCGUAUUCUGGAAUUGAAGGGAUUGAAACGAUCUGAGCAGAAUCAGUUGAUGGAUGAAUUUAGGAAACAGACUGCUAGCAAAGACCCAACGUCUGCAUCCAAGAACGUCAAACCUCAAGGUCCUGCAACGAGUAGGAUCAAGAAGUUGGAAAGACUGCUCAAGAAGCCGUUCUAGAUGUUUGCUACAAAGAUUCAGACCCCAAAUCUUUGUCUACAUGACUUCGUGUAAUAUCACAGAUUCUACUGACUUGUUUACUUGAACUUGUAAUAUACCCGUGUAGUUAUUUGUUAG